AUGAACCCGGCAACCAGCGGGCCGGUGACCGAGGGCUCACGGGGCGCGGGCAGGGCCCCGCGGCGACCCCGCGCCAGCUCCCGCCGGAGGGCACCGGGGCGUAAGGAGGCCGCGGGCCUCCCGCCCUUCCCUCGGCCGGGCUGCCCCGGGGGGGCGGGAGGCCCCAGCGCGGCGGGCGGGCGGGCGGGCCGGCAGCGGAGCGGCUGUCGCCGCCGGAGCGGCGAGGGGAGCCGCGGCACAGCGCGCUCCUCCGCCACCGUGAUGCGCGUUCGGCCCCCGCCGGCCGCCCCCUGUCACCUCCCACCCCCCCCGCCACGCCGAGCGGGCACCGGCACCGGCACCUCCGCCUCGCCCCGGCCGCCUCCCGCCGCGUCCGCCCGGCCCCUGCCCCGCUCCUCCCGACACCCCCCCACCGGGUCCCGACCUUACCGGCCGCCCGGAGCCGCGGCGGAGCGGGCCAGCGCGCGCCGCACACAACGGCGGCGAGCGGAGCGCGAGGCGGCGGCGGCGGGAGCGCGCGAGAGCGCCGGGGCGGUGGGGGAGGGAGGCGGGCGUGUUGCUGCGGCGGAGCGGGCGGGGGCAGCCCGGCCGCCUCUCACCUGCGGUGGCCCCGCGUAG
Messenger RNA from Strigops habroptila (Kakapo), 618 nucleotides. RefSeq names its product basic proline-rich protein-like. Bases 1 to 618 code for a protein of 205 amino acids. The transcript has 2 exons. The record is from RefSeq and is a predicted model, not a curated record. Lineage: Eukaryota; Metazoa; Chordata; Aves; Psittaciformes; Psittacidae.